AAGAGGGUUAGCUCACAGGCUAGUUAGCGGUUAGCUCACAGGCUAGUUAGCGGUUAGCUCAUAGGCUAGCUAGCGGUUAGCUCACAGGCUAGCUAGCGGUUAGCUCACAGGCUAGUUAGCGGUUAGCUCCCCGGAGCUACAUGCUAACUAGCGGCUAGUUAGCUCGUAGCCUGGCACCGGAGCUGGCAGGCUAACGCUUACCAGCUGGCUUAGCCGCUCGGUUUGGCUCCUUUUUCUUUGUCCCUCUUGAGCUAGCUCGCUACUCACCGGUGCUAGCUCUCUGUUUUUUUUUUUUUUAACAUAUAUGUAUUUAAAGAGUGGACGUCGAGCAACGUCGCGUUAAAGUAGCCCAACGGACAGUUAGCUCGGGUUUGAAAGCAUUCUGGAGGGAAUCUACGGCCCGAUGCUGCUGAGAGACCUUGAUUUAUUCGAUGACUGUGAACCUGACGAGGUGGAUGACUGGUCUGUAGAAGCAAACUGCUCUCAGUGUUCAUUCUGCAACCUUCCCCUGGAGAAACUUAGUGAUCAAGUACCUUCAGCCACGUCGCCCCUCUCCUCGCCCUCUGAUUACUCUCCCUGUCAGGCUCCAACCAUCUCUGAGAGCAGCCAAUCAGCGCACAGGUUCCUCCAAGCUGUGUUUCACAAGAAAGAUGUGCCGCACGGCUGCGAUCCCAACAUCCCUCUGGUUGCCCAGGAGCUCAUGAAGAAGAUGAUACAUCGCUUUGCCUUGGAGUACGCGUCCAAGUGCCUGCUCCACACCAGUACAAAUGGUGUUACAACAAGGACCUCAUCACCUUUGUCAGAGACAUCAGAUGCCCCUCUGGACCUCACAGUGAGCCGAACCCAGGAGGAGAAAGAGAAUGAAAGUGAACCAGAUGGCGUGCUCGACCUCUCCAACAGGAACUCUGCCUGCUCAGCAACUUCAUCAACAUCCUUAUCUAAUCACAAAGCCUCAGGCUCUGCCCUGCUGCCAUCACUUGCUGAAGGAUUGGGGGAUCUGGGACAACAAAGGACUAAGUGUCGUCAGAGCUCAGCGUUGGAUGCUGUUCUCAGCUCACUCUGCCCAUCACACAGUUCCUUACUCUACCAGAUUCUGAAGCUGGCACACAAGGAGAAAUUGCUGUUGUUGCUUAAACACAGACCUGCAGGUCAAACUGAAUCUCACUGCUGUCAUUGUGGCGUUAACCCACAGGAUAAUGUUACUCCUAAUGCAGUCUCAUUUAGUGAAUGUAAAGCCCAUAACAGCAGCUUGUACUACCCUUUAACUAAUUGUGAUCAUCAAGGUUGUGGCAGCACAAUGUAUCAUGCAGGAGACUGCAAAUCCAAUUGUAGCAUCCAUCACUACCCUUUAACAAACUGUAAAAGUGAAGCUCCUCAGGGCUCAAGCUUCUGCUGUUUGCAGAGGUCCAAGAUGGAAACCUACACUGUUCUUUGCCCCAAGAGGCUGCACUGCAUUUCCUGCCAAGGCCUGGCUCUAGGUCAUAUCAACAACAUAGUGAGUUCAUUUCCAUCCUCUCCUCCGUCAUCUAAAUCCCCUUCACUGUGCACUCCCUCCUCCAGCUUAUGCCCUUCCUCAUCGAUCUGCUGUAACCAACACAACCCCCACUCUUGUCCCUGUUAUUCAAACCUUGCCUGUCUGACACAGGUCAAGAUCACAAAAGAAAGAGCGGUUGGAGAUGGGGAUCCUCCCUGUCCUGUCUUGAAGAGAGAGCAGAGCCCCUCUCCUCCUCCUCUAUCCCCUAUCGCCCCAGACAUCAAUAAGAAAACUGAUGAAAAGCCACCCUCCCUCCUUCACCAUCGACAAGAGGAGGAAGCUGACCUAAUGGUCAAAGAUGGCUUUGUGAAUGCAAGCCACCAGGAAGCACUCAUGGAUACAGGUACAGAAGAGGAGCAGGGGUGUAGGACCCCAAGAAGUAGUCGGGCUGAGCAGAACCCAAGUGGGACUUUACUACAAGAUGUCGUGAAUCGCUUCAGUGAGAAACUGGAGACAAUCAGACCUGUAGAGAAAGACCCACCUUCAGUUUCAACAGUAAUUUAUGUCUCUGAAAGGGAGCUGCCACAGACUCCCUCAACCAGUCAGAACUUGCAGUUUCAUGCUGAUGCCCACCUGACUGAAAUCAUCACCACGGUGCUUCAUACAGGCAGUGCUAGUGACUACAAUCUCAGUGAGCUGUUCAAUCGCCAUGAUAGCAAAGAGCCCAAGUCACCUAAUACUCGCUCCCGUCGUCGUCAAGAAGUCCUUGCUGCCAUGGCAACGCCUGCUGAUGACGCUUCAACCAGAAGACAAACUUUACAAAUUAAACGAGAGCUUGCCAUGUUGGACCAGUCUUACAGUAGGAGAAAGGGGCCAGCAGCAAAGAGAGCAAGAUUUAAAGAUGAAAAUACUGUAACUACAUUAAACACUUUGUCGGAUUCAAACCUAGUUAAAGAGGAGUCUAAAAGAGAAGUGGAUGUAGGGGUGGAACCUUUAGAAAAUCAUAGAGUUGGGGAGGGACCACUGAACCACAUUCUCACUGCAGAAAGUGACAGGGAAGAAGUAAAAGAAGAGAUACAGACAGUUAUAGUAGCAGAAGAAUUUCAGAUCAUUAAAGUAGAGAAGAAAGAAAGUGAGAUAUGCAGUGAGGAAAAAGAUCUUUCUCUCCCAGGCACUCAAAUACCGACCCCUGAACUGCAGAGCAAGAAUGACAAACAAGGGUCAAAGGGUGACGGUGUGCAAACACAGGCGAUGACAGCAACCUCAACAAGUAACUGUAGCAAACCCUGUAAAGGAGACAGUAAGGGUAGCAGUGCUGGAAGUGAUAGGAACCAUAAAGGAGCCCCAUCAGGCCAAAGUUCUGACUGUAAAAAGAGACCAGAUGAUGGUAAAGAUUGUCAUUGUCCUAAAGGGCGGAAGAAAUCUCAAUCACACCACUCAGAUGAUUCAAGGAGAUCCAGGAGAAACAUAGUCCCUCCACAGCGGUUCUCCUCCUAUGUCACAGAGCCCAGGCAGAUGUUCUUUGCUGCAUGUUUCUCUGGAGGCAUCUUUACUCAGAAAACACGAAAGGAUAAAGCAUUGACAUCUAGCACCCUGGAUGCCUUAUCCAAAGAUCCAGAUGCUAAGGACAACCAGCAAGAAUCCAGCCCUCUGUCAUCACCUGAGCACACCUUUGAAUCAACACAUGGAGAACAAUGUCAACCGUCUUUCAAAGAGUCAAAUGAAAACCAGGUAAUUACACAUAAUGCGCCUGCCAAAGAGAAAAGUCCUGCAAGAAACAUCUCAGACAGUGGGACAGAUGGCAGCGACUGUAGUGCCAAACCUUUAGGAAGGCUACGAUCAUCUCCAAAAAGACUACAGUACACAAAGACCACUUCAAGAACUCCCAAAAACACAUCAAAUAUGGAUGUCACCAUUAAGCCUGCUCCCUGUGUUGAGAGCCCUCCAAACUCCCAACUCCAGUACACUAGUCCAAUUAAGCUCAUGUUUGUAUCACCAGUUAGGGAUAAGGAAGGAGUCAGAUACAGUCUCAAAUCAGCCGGGUCUGGUUCUAGUGGACAAGCAGAGGAACCUUUUGAUCCAUGCGAAGAGUCGUCAUGGUCAGGGACACCUCAGAUACACAAGAGUCAGAGCACUAAAUCUGCUACUUCACGAGUAAAAUCUGGCUCUUCACCACUAAAGUCUGCUACCUCACCUGCAAGAUCUGCUUUUUCACCUCCCAAGUCUGCUUCUUUACCAUCCAAGUCUGCUUCUUCACCAUCCAAGUCUGCUUCUUCCCCAUCCAAGUCUGCUUCUUCACCAGCCAAGUCUGCUUCUUCACCUCCCAAGUCUGCAUCUACAUCACCCAAGUCUGCUUCCUCAAAACCCAAGUCUGCUUCUUCCCCAUCCAAGUCUGCUUCUUCCCCAUCCAAGUCUGCUUCUUCCCCAUCCAAGUCUGCUUCUUCACCAUCCAAGUCUGCUUCAUCACCAUCCAAGUCUGCUUCAUCACCAGCGAAGUCUGCUUCCUCGACACCCAAGUCAGCUUCUUCGCCAAGGAAGUCGUCAUCUUCGCCAAGGAAGUCGCCAUCUUCGCCAAGGAAGUCGCCAUCUUCACCAGCCAAGUCUGCCUCUUCACCGAAGUCAGCUUCCGCUUCACCUAAACAAAGUACCAGAAGAUCAGGCGAAGGUACUCCAACUAAGCGUGUUGCUGGAACUGAGAGCCACAGAUCAUCAGGUGAGGUACUGUCUCUCCACGAAACUACUCCUCCAAAAAGGCGCCCAGGUCGGCCAAAGAAGCUGGGACCACAGCUAGAGCAAAAAGUGAAGAGGCCGAUUGGUCGGCCGCGUAAGGAGAAGGCUGUCGAUUCAGAAGUGGGGGCAAAAACUGUAAAUGGAAAAUCCGAUGUACCAUCGGACGUUGAGGAAAAUGUAAACAAAAACCUCAAAAUAACAGUAGUGUAUGGCCGCUCAAGAAGAAAUAAACGAACCGUGUCUGAGGGCUUUGAUCAGCUGCAAACAGAAUUCCACGAUGCUUGUCAAGCAGUGGGCCUUAAAAGUGACUUGGGCAUUUUAAUGCACAACUCUAACACCAGCUCAGGUAGUAUCAAAACAUCCUCAACGGAAUUGCCAGAGAAAUUACAUUUGGCCAACCCUGUGAAAGAGUCUGCACCUCAAACUAACUGUAACAUCAAAUGCCAGAAGCGGGAUGAUUCUGUACCCUCAAGGAAACCAGGUCGACCUGCAAAAGUUAAAAUCUCUGGAAUCUCAGUUACAGUAACCACAGUGUCACCUCGACAACGUAAAAUUCAGAUAAAUAAGGAUACUCGGCAGUCUCCUGAAAGGCUAAUCCGUAAGAAAUUACUUGUACCAGAAUUCAGAUCUGCCAAAGAGCCUUGGACAAUCAGUCGUCAAUCAACGAGCAAAAGCAGUCUUUUGGAGGAAGGGAUAGAAACGAAGGAUGAAAGUAAAGAAAAACUGCCAAAUCAGCCUGUAGCAGUGCGUCACUCAAUGAGAGUGAGAAAGCCCUCGAUGCACUUUCUGCACGCUGUUGCCACCUCCAUGUCUAGAUCAUACAGCCACAGUAACGCUCUACUACGGCGCUCUAAACAACUCCUGCUGAACAAGGCCAGCAAUGAAAGGAAGCAAGCAGAGCUACAGAGUAGUGUUCAAACUUUAGUGGAGAAGAGACCGCUCUGUGGACAAGAGCAGGAGAACAUCUCUCAGGACCUGAACAGAGUGGCAAGCAUGUCUGUAGACUCAAUCUUUACCCCAGAAGAGACACUGAAGUGGUGGGCAGCAUCGGCUGAGGAAAACACUAUGAACCAGGAGCUUGCCAGGCGAAUACGACACAUCUCUGACACUUGGGUCUCGGACACAGUGGAGAACCAAGAAAAGGAAAUCGCCUUAAAUUCUAAACUAGGCACUAAAGGCAACAGGAAGUCAAAACAAUCCUCUGUGGUACGAACACUGUUCGACUGUCCUCCUAAUAAACCAAGGUCCUGCAGCAUGCAGCAGCUCUGCUCAUGGUUUAUGCAGACCACGGAGACACAGUCUCUAGGUAUUGUCAAGAAGGCAAGCUCCCGUAAUCCUUACGAACUUAUGCACUUCCCUCGUUCUACCAAUAAUAAAAGUGUUUGCCACAGUCCUCAGGCAGAGCGACUCCGCAAACAUAUCAAGAAAUUUGCCAAAACAGUGCCCAAAAGUCCUCUGCAACAUCAACAGGCACAGAGAAGGCUGAGGAAGAGAAAUGAGGGAUCUCCAUCGACGCAUAAUGUUAAGCGACAACUUUUCGCACUGGGGUGUGCAACAGGCAGGCUCAGUCAGACAGCCCAAUGGAAGAGAUACAGAGCAUUUCUAAAAUACCAGACCACUCUGUUUAGAGCAAGGACAAGAUUUCUGAACCGGAGAGAAAGGGAGAGAUGGCGAAAGAGGCAGAGGAAUAGGAUAAGCAUAAAGGUAGCUACAGGCUGUUUAAAUGGACAUGUAGUGACUGGACUACAACCAAAUCCUAACGCAUUAAACAGAUCAGCAAAAUAUCGGUUAUCUGACUGUUUGGAGGACAGUUCUGCCACCGGUUCUGUUGACCAAACUCAGGAGCCCGUGGACGUACCCAAAGAGCAGAAUCUCUGCUCUAAAGCCUGGAGUCCUGAGACGCUGAAGGAAUGCCGGGUGUUUCUGAGAAAGAUCAACUCUCCAGACAACGAAUCAACUGAGGAAGAGUGGGACUCCUGUACUGUGACACUGGAUAAUGGGUCACCUUCUGCAUACCUCUUCGCAGGAAGGACGAGAGAACUGGUAGGUGUUGUUAAAGCUGUGAAAACUAAAAGAAAGCAGAGCAUGAAUAGGACUGCCUCAAGAGAGUUAGCAGGUUCUGCACCUAAGUCAGUCCAGGAGCAGGAUGAGAUGCCAGCAGGGAGGCAGAAAGGCAAAUACAAAAGUCCAGGGGUUGUGUCUACUGAACAACCACAACCACCACCAGCGAAAAUGUUAAGACAAUCGCGAAUGAGGGGCCUGACCGGGCCAAGAUGGUGCGACUUUGUGUUUGAAAACUAAAUGAAGCAAGAGGGCCUCCUCCGACCUGGGAAAGGGACUGUGGUUCAACGUGGUGCCUUUGGACAUUGAGCUGACCACGUGGACUGACCAUCCCACUAUGGUUCAGUCUUACACUCAGCAAUUAUGUAGCAGUCUAACUUAACAAAAGCUUGAUGUUGCACUAUUUUUAUCCAUGGAUAUGUAUGUACAGAAUGUCUGAUUUUUCUUUUUUUUGUCAACUUGCCUUUGUCUUUCUGAACGUGUAUAGUUGAUCCAAUCAUUAUGUCGAACAGAGUUUUAAUGGGAUAAACAGUGAGCCGUCAGAGUGGCUGUAUUGGAAGGAAAGACUAAGCUUGACUGCGUAAAGACAGUGCCAUCUCCCCCAAAAACAUACCUCAUUAUCAAGGCCGCCACUUCUCAAUUUUAUUCUCAAACCAGUAACAAACCUAAACCCACCUUUUUUAUUUUAUUUAUUGUUACUUUGGCACUGUUUAAAUCCUAAUUUUUUAAGAUUUGAUAGACGUAUAUUGAAAUUUACUGGCGUCUUCUCCAUCCGAGCUUCGCUUGCAAUAUUUCUUCACUGAUGCUUCAGCCACUGUUGUUGCAUUGCAAGGCAAUGGUUGCCAAAACUGUAGUUCAAAUGAAGGAAGCUUUACCCCCCCCCAGUCACUAUCUGUGUUUUGGCCUCCCCUCCCCAAAUACAAAUUUAUGUAACUACAGUAAUUGGCCAUCAAUCUGUACUAAAGCCAGAUACUUCUGCCAUUAUUUCUUUUAUUUUUCAAACAAUAUUUGCAUGUCGUAGCACCAAACUGCAAUCAGCACAAACUAAAUAACUACAUAUAUAUAAAUGGCAUUAUGCAGUUGUAGAACGUAGAUUCUGAUUCGUCGGUCGGUUUGUGGGAUCUGUCUUGUUUUGAUUCAGUUAUCUUCAUGUGAUUUGUCUCGUUUUCACCCAAAGCAUAUACUGUAUGUCGGUGUCGGAGCUACUUCUUGCACUAUUCCAUCUGAGAUUAUUAACCCCCCCACUACACAGAUUCCUUCCCCCAUAUUUUGCACAUCCCAUGUCCCACUACCAAACCCUACUGUAAAACUAGAGAGUAUAUUUGGUGCAAUACAAACCCAGAUGAUUUAUCAGUAUGUAGUAAUUAUUUUAUUGCUGACAGACGAAUGGAUGUACGCAAGUACCAAUGGCCUGGGAUGUUACUUCAGUCGUUUCCAUAGCCAUGUAAUGUGAUCUUAAAGGAUACUGCUAUACAAAUGUUUUUUUUUUUUGUUCCCACCUGCUUUGUUCUCCUCGAUGAAGCGGAAAAAUAACAAAUCCUUAAUUGUUAUAAUAGCAUUAUUGUUUUUUUUUUAAUCAAACGUACUAGCAUUAUUUACAGUUUAAAAUGCAGGUGGGAAAUGUGUUGCUGUUGUUUCCUACCUCCACUGGGGCUCAGCUAGGCCUACUGCUCUUUUGCUUAUCAGCUGUGCGAUAUAGACGAGGCCAGACAAAGACGAUCGAUAAAACACUAAUCUUGGAUCGAUGUUUUGUUUUUUUUUCCCUGCCCUCUAAAGCUCCAAGAUGUCUGGCUGUAGGUCAAAACUUAAAACGAAAACCCUGUAGUGUGUACUCGUGUGUCUGACUACCCCUUUGUACGUGUGUCACUAUGGUUGCCAUUUCAACACGAUGGAGGUAAGGUGGCUCAAGUCUUGUGAUAAAUAACCAUCAGCCCUCUGUUGAAGAACCUGGUGCUAAACAUCUGUUGUAUAUUUUCUUUUUCAUGUGUUUUUAUACUGUCCGUUACAGACGCAUCAAAGACGUGUCUGUGAUUGGAACAAUAAAGAGUCUUUUGAAAUAA
Larimichthys crocea (large yellow croaker) is the source of this 8325-nucleotide messenger RNA. It is a transcript of the gene lcorl, whose product is annotated as ligand dependent nuclear receptor corepressor-like. Gene Ontology annotation, biological process: regulation of transcription by RNA polymerase II. The record is from RefSeq and is a predicted model, not a curated record. Gene Ontology annotation, molecular function: DNA binding. Gene Ontology annotation, cellular component: nucleus. Bases 404 to 6505 code for a protein of 2033 amino acids. NCBI's taxonomy places the organism in Eukaryota, Metazoa, Chordata, Actinopteri, Sciaenidae. The transcript is spliced from 8 exons.